This is a messenger RNA of Adineta ricciae, 397 nucleotides long. The record is from the annotation of a GenBank genome assembly. Lineage: Eukaryota; Metazoa; Rotifera; Eurotatoria; Adinetida; Adinetidae.
CAAAGAUGAUUACGCUACUGUUUCGUUAAAUCCAUUUCCUACUUCAUGUUGUCGCGUGCCAAACUGUUGGCAAGACACCGAUAUUAACAAUCACAUCGCGCUUGCAAAUGCAACAGUUUCGCUGAUGCAUCCGAAUGGUUGUUAUUCGGUUAUUAACAAGUAUGUCACGAUUGAACUGUGGAUUCUUGUUGGUGUCGCUGGUGUUUGUGCUCUGUUACAAAUCUUGGCCUUGACAUUCCUGUGUACAUUAUAUCAACGUUACAAAAAGCUGGAUGAUGAUCCGAAAUUUAUUGUGAAUCAUUUAACAGCUGGAAUACCGAUCAACAGUGAUACUCCGAAAGAUAUUCAAAGUUCAUCUCAAACCAUCGAAGAAACAGUGGAAAUCACUCAAAUUUAG